AUGUCAAGUAUGAGCACUGUAGUGGGAGAAUCGUCAAUGAUUACAGAAGUUCCAAUUGAAAUUGAAGGUGCUCUGGUUGAUGGUGAACCUGAAAAGUCCCCCAUAAUUUGUUUAGAUGGAUGUGACUUCCCUGAUAGUGACGUUGAGUUGCCUGACUUAUUUUUUGAGACUGGUAUUAGAUAUAUUGAUGUUGAGGAGAAUAUUGGUGUUAAUUAUGUAGAUAGUGAUGAAUUGAAUAGCAUAGAUAGUUCUGAAGAUGAAAGGGGUAAACCGAAAUGGCCAGAGUUUAAUGAGAAAAUCGACAUGCAAAGAAAAAUUCAUUUGGAGGUUGGGAUGAAGUUUGCAAAUUUUAAGGUUUAUAGAAAAGCAUUGCAAGAGUAUUGUAUUGAAAAUGGGAUCGAUUUCUCUUACAUUUACAAUGAAUCUAAGAGGAUUACAGUAGAGUGUAAGAACAAAUGUGGAUGGAAGAUACAUGCUUCACCUACACAAGAGAGAGAUGCAUUCCAAAUCAAGACAUUCUAUAAAAAAGAUCACGAUUGUGGUUGGGUUAGAAGCAACACUAAAGUAAGUGCAUCAUGGCUGUCUAGUAAGUACAUGGACAACAUUCGUGAUCAACCAGAUUGGAAAAACACCGCUUUUAUCAAUCAGGUACAUAGAGAUCAUAAUGUGCAUGUGUCAAAGUCCAAAGCUUAUAGAGCCAAAAGAAUGGCCAUUGAUCGUAUCGAGGGUACUAAUUUGGAGCAAUUUUCCAAAGUAUGGAAAUAUUGUGCUGCAAUUAGACAAUUUAGUCCUGGUAGUACAACUAUUGUCCAAUCAGAGCACAUGGUCUUCCAAAGGAUGUAUAUCAGCCUUGAUGUGUGCAAGAAGGGUUUUAUAGAUGCAUGUAGGCCAAUUAUGUGUGUGGAUGGUUGCUUCUUAAAAAGUCGUUUUGGGGGCAAAUUAUUAUGUGCGGUUGGAAAAUAUGGAAAUGAGAAUAUGUACCCUAUUGCAUUUGCAGUUGUCGAGGCUGAAACAAGAGAUAGUUGGCAAUGGUUCAUGCAACUUCUCUUGAAUGAUAUUGGCACUUUUGAAGAAAAGGGUUGGGUGAUAAUGUCUGAUAGGCAAAAAGGAUUGAAUGACGUGCUUAAAACAUACAAUUGUGAAUAUAGGUUCUGUGUUCGACAUUUAUAUAACAAUUUCAAAUUGCAAUACAAAGGAAAAAGUCUCAAAGAUGAGUUAUGGAAUGCUGCACGAUCCACUACUAUACACGAGUUUGAGAAGCACAUGAGAAAUAUUAAGACUCUUGACUCAUCUGCUGAAAAAUGGUUAAGAGAUAUUGAAGCAUCAUCAUGGAGCAAGCAUGCAUUUAAUCCACGAACUAGGUGUGAUAUAUUGCAAAAUAACAUUGCUGAAACAUUUAAUUCGUUUAUCUUGGAGGCAAGAGAUAAACCAAUCCUCACAAUGUGUGAAACCAUAAGAAGAAUGCUAAUGAAAAGAUUCAUUGCAAAGAAGGAAGGGAUGAGACAAUAUACAGGUCCAAUUUGUCCACGUAUACAAACAAAGUUAGAAAAGGCCAAAAAGCAGUCAACAGAGUGGAUCGUUUAUUGGACUGGAGAUGACAGAUUCGAGGUAGAGAAUGCAUGGCAAACUCGAAGAGUAGUUCAUCUUAGUGAGAAAAAAUGUGAUUGUAAGCAAUGGGAUCUUACUGGGAUACCUUGUGCACAUCCUGUGGCAAGUAUAUAUAGGAUACAUUUGAUUCCAGAAGACUUUGUGGAUCCUUAUUACUUUAAGGAUACGUUCGAAAGGGCUUAUGCUCAUAUUAUUCACCCCAUACCAAGUGAAGAACAUUGGCCUGAAACAAACCAAACACCACUAUUUCCACCAAAAUAUAAGAAUGCGCCUGGGAGACCAAAGAAAGCUAGGAAAAAGGCUGCUGACGAGCCAAUAAACCCUUACCGAGUUAGCAGAAAAGGUCAAUCUCUUAAGUGUGGUAAUUGUGGUGCAUGGGGCCAUAAUGCUCGCAGUUGUAAAGGCGCGCUAAAUUCUGACCGAAGAAUAAGGAAUAAAAAACAACCCCAAAGAAGAGGUGGGGGAACUAGUGGACCAAGUAUACAGGUGAAUGUGACAAAUGGAAGCCAGUCAGUUCAAUGA
Molecule: messenger RNA, 2130 nt
Organism: Gastrolobium bilobum
Lineage: Eukaryota; Viridiplantae; Streptophyta; Magnoliopsida; Fabales; Fabaceae
Exons: 3
Coding region: 1-2130 (709 amino acids)
Molecular function (GO): nucleic acid binding; zinc ion binding
Source: RefSeq, a predicted model, not a curated record